CCCUCCCCUCUCAGUGGAUGGGAUGGGCCAAACAGAAGGAGGUGGAUGGGGGAGAGAGAAAGCAUCAGCUGGACAUUGGAUUAACAAAUCUGUGCCACUACUUCGGCGUCCGCAUCAGAGAUAUAACAACCAGGGUAGCAAUCACCAUCAUUUUUUUUGUAGAAGAAGAAGUAAGUACUGCUUUUCGAUGCCCCUUGCUGUUACCGGUACUGUUGCUGCUACAAGGCUAACUUGAUUGAUUCAGGUGUCCCUGCAAUAUUGUCUCUGGCCGAGGUUUGCUGAAUAAAGAUGCACAUGGACUUGAAGAGACAAUCCACCACUAGAAUCAGAACAUGUGAAAAGCAGACGACCCAACUGAGACGGAGAAAGAAGUCCAUCCCCUAGUCGCAGGUGUGUGAGUUUGGGCAGACGGGGCCGGCGUGAGGCUAACCAGAGACUGUAAGUGGAGGAUGAGGCUAUUUUAAGACAUGGAGCAUCUUCUUAUUCUGCGCUGUGUGCGACGUUCAGACAGUUGGCCACUUUUUAGCGAACCCUAGUAUUGAUGCAGGGGGCCAAACAAGCCAUGACAACAAUGCCCUCGUUCCCAUGACAGGAGUGUGCCAGCAUGCCAAAACAGCAUAAAUGAGUCUCAAUUUCCGCAAACCAAUCUGGGAACUCCUGCAGUUCAACAAUGUAGCCGCUGUAGGUGACCUUUAUGGGGCCCAUGAUUCACAACGUUGUGAGCACCGUCAGCAUGGAAGAGCACACCACCUCCAUGCUUUGGAUCUAUGUCAACGCCACGGAAUGGCUGAACACCUCGUACGACUACAACGCCACGACUGAAAACCCGGACACGUACCCGUACUACGUGAUCGGCCUCUUCCUGUCCUGCCUUUACACCAUCCUCCUCUUCCCCAUCGGCUUCAUCGGCAACAUCCUCAUCCUGGUGGUCAACCUGAACCACCGCGAGCGCAUGACCAUCCCCGACCUCUACUUCGUCAACCUGGCCCUGGCCGACCUCAUCCUGGUGGCCGACUCGCUCAUCGAGGUGUUCAACCUCAACGAGAAGUACUACGACUACGCCGUCCUCUGCACCUUCAUGUCCCUCUUCCUGCAGGUCAACAUGUACAGCAGCAUCUUCUUCCUGACGUGGAUGAGCUUCGACCGCUACGUGGCGCUGGCCGGCACCCUCAGCAGCAGCCCCCUGCGGACCAUGCGCCACGCAAAGCUCAGCUGCGGCCUCAUCUGGACGGCGUCGCUGCUGGCCACGCUGCUGCCCUUCGCCAUCGUGCAGACGCAGCACAACGGCGAGGUUCACUUCUGCUUCGCCAACGUGUCGGAGAUCCAGUGGCUGGAGGUGACCAUCGGCUUCCUGGUGCCCUUCUCCGUCAUCGGCCUGUGCUACUCCCUGAUCGUGCGCGUCCUCAUGAAGGCCCAGAAGCACCGGGGGCUGUGGCCACGACGGCAGAAGGCCCUGCGCAUGAUCCUGGUGGUGGUGCUAGUGUUCUUCAUCUGCUGGCUGCCGGAGAACGUGUUCAUCAGCAUCCAGCUGCUGCAGGGCGCCGCCGACCCAGACCAGCCGACCGUCCCCACGCUGUGGCACCACUACCCGCUCACGGGCCACAUCGUGAACCUGGCGGCGUUCUCCAACAGCUGCCUGAACCCCAUCAUCUACAGCUUCCUCGGCGAGACCUUCCGGGAUAAGCUGCGGCUCUUUAUUAAGCGUAAAGCCAGCUGGUCCGUGCUUAACCGCUUCUGUCAACACACGCUCGACUUACACCUUCCUGUGAGGAGCGAGGUGUCCGAGGUGUGAGUCCCUAGGGUGCAAAGAGCGAGAACUGGAAUGAAGUGAAUGAAACUGUGGAUUAAAGUGACAAUUAAAGACACCUUAAGGACAAAGCUCUGUUUUCUGGAGUAACAAAAGCAUUUUUUGUUCUUCAUUAAAAGGAACCCGAUUUGGAACAUGUCGCUUUCUUUUAUUGCAUCCUAAAUCAUCGAAGAGCCUUGAUGAAAAUGCACAAAUGUUAGCUGGCAGCUAACCAUGAAUGCUUUAUUCACUGCUAUGUGAAGCUAAAAAGCAAAUAGAAACAGUUAACAAGAUAAGAUAGCACAAGAUGAUCUCAUUCUUGUUAUUGUACUACAGAAACGGAAUCGGUAUAAGCUACUGUAUUUCUAAAAAUGUUUCCAUUGGACAAAGUGCAAAUGUCAAAGUAUCCCCUAGGUAUAUAAAGGUUGCCUACAACAAUUAAUAAUA
This is a messenger RNA of Gadus morhua (Atlantic cod), 2233 nucleotides long. RefSeq names its product G protein-coupled estrogen receptor 1 (gene gper1). The record is from RefSeq and is a predicted model, not a curated record. Gene Ontology annotation, molecular function: nuclear estrogen receptor activity; G protein-coupled receptor activity. Bases 695 to 1792 code for a protein of 365 amino acids. The transcript has 2 exons. Lineage: Eukaryota; Metazoa; Chordata; Actinopteri; Gadiformes; Gadidae. Gene Ontology annotation, biological process: cellular response to estradiol stimulus; G protein-coupled receptor signaling pathway. Gene Ontology annotation, cellular component: membrane.